GGAAACACUCACAGGAUAGGAGAUACAUAGGGGUUAGAGAGACACACAUGGGUAGAAGACAUACAGAGGUGGCAGACGACUAUGUAGGGCUGGACCUCCUGAGCACACAGAGUGAUGUGAGGGUGUCUAACUUUAGGAAGAUCAACAUCAGUGGAAUGUCGGUGUAUGGCAUGGCUCAGCCUGCCAGGGAUGGCGUGACAAAAGUAUCUAACCACCUGCUGACCAAAAAGGCUGGACACACCUUCCUGGCAUUGAUUAACCUGCGGAACGAUUGCACCCUUGAAUGUGACGGCGCCACCUACAGUGUACGGCAUGCUUCCUGUCUGGAUGAUCCGAUCUCACACCCCUACAUGUCCCGACAGGAACUAGAGACAACAGAAGAAAACCUGAAGAAAGAGAUUAAAAAUUCAGGAAACACUGUUCUGGUAUACAACGAUGUAUCAGAAUCACCUGUUCAGAAAGAGUUCUCUAGCAUACUGACCCCCUCAGAGCUUGCUGACCAACAGAAGCUGCAGACCCUGGACAUGGUCUACCACCGGAUACCACUGCAGUAUGACACAGCCCUGGAGGAGAAGGACUUUGAUGACCUGAUGUCCGUUGUGUGUGAGUAUGGCUAUGACUGUGAUCCAAGUGCCAACACCGCCUUUGUGUUCUUCUGUCGGACUGGCAAAAGUCGUACUACCACUGCCAUGGCAAUAGCUGGACUUAUCUUCUGUCACAUCAGG
Molecule: messenger RNA, 725 nt
Organism: Mizuhopecten yessoensis (Yesso scallop)
Lineage: Eukaryota; Metazoa; Mollusca; Bivalvia; Pectinida; Pectinidae
Product: paladin-like
Exons: 6
Source: RefSeq, a predicted model, not a curated record